GCAGUAGUGUGCGGGUUUCUGCACAUAUUUUUAAACGCAGAAGAAGGGUUUGGGUUAUCGGUUGUUCUUGUGAUGCAUGCAUGAUCUUUGACCAGAUGUGUUGUUGAAUUUACAAUUCCUAUUCUAAAAAAGAGCUAAUUUGAAACCAUGGCAGGAGGAGUUAAGUAUCCGGAGGUCUACCUGGACAUGCUGUCGCAGCCCUGCAGAGCGCUGCACAUUCUCCUCAGCUUCAACAAGGUGCCGUUCACCAUCCGGACCGUAGCGCUGAGGAAGGGAGAGCAGAAGACUCCAGAAUUCACAAGUUUGAAUCCGAUGCAGAAGGUUCCCGUCUUGGUGGACAACGGUUUUGUCCUCACUGAAAGUGUUGCCAUUUUGAAGUACCUGGUGACCAAGUACAGCCUCCCAGAACACUGGUAUCCAAGCCAACCAGAAAGGAGAGCUAAAGUAGAUGAAUACAUUUCUUGGCAUAACACAAACACUAGACCGCACACCGCCAAAGUCUUUAUAACAGAGGUGCUGAUCCCCCGUAUGACUGGUUCUGCUGUGGAUGGUCUCAGAGUGGAGAGGGCUCUGGCUGAGCUGAAGGACACUCUGGAUAUGCUGGAGUCCAUGUUCCUCAAGAGGCAGCCCUUUCUGUGUGGGGACGACAUCACUCUGGCUGACCUCCUGGCUGUCUGUGAACUCAUGCAGCCACUAGGGGGCGACAGAGACGUGCUGAGCGAUAGGCCGAAGCUGCAGCGAUGGAGAAGCCGCGUCCAAUCAGCGCUUGGGGAAUCAUUUGACGACGCCCACUCUGUGUUGUACAAACUUCGUGACAACUUUAAAUCCAAACUCUGAUGUUCUUUGACAUAACAAGGGAUAGCCACAGAGCUGUCAAACAUCGCAGUGCCUUGCUAGAAUGUUUUUUAUUCAAUUAAGUGGAAUGCAAUUUGCAAAGUUGCUUGCUUUUAUAAUCUAGAAUCCAUCAAUACAAGAUACCAAACUAAGAUUCGUUAAUUUACACAUUGAACUCAGAAAAGGUUGUAUAAUACGGUGUGUUGUUUAAUCAGGUCUAAUAACUAAACAGCCUACUCUCUCCUCUACUGGCGUCCUUUAAAAUGAAAUGAGGGAUGGGACUGUGUCAAUGUUGUCGUUAAUAAAACCUUUGACAGAGCCUUGGCCCAUGCUUCCAUUAUCAUGGUCGAGUUGUUUCCUCGGAGAUCACAAGUGUCAUCACACGUUGUCAGGCUACAUCAUGAUUUUUUUUCUUGUUCAUGAUUUGAAAAGCAGCAUAUAAAUCAAGACCAACAAGCCAAUUCACCAGUGGACAAAAAAUGGUUUAAUUAUAAAAACAUAUUUACAGUGACUGACAUUUGUGGUCAUUGUACGGUCUUCUUGGGAAAAUUUCCGUCUCCCUCCUCGUCCUCUCUCGGCCUCUUGUUAUGCGAGAGUUCCUGCUGGACACACAAACACACUACAGUGGGCGGCGGCAAACGUACGGCGUGGUCAGGUUGGGGCUCUGCAUAAACAGAAACCUAAAUACAUGUCGGGUCCGAUAUGUGUUACCGUGUCUGAGUCUUGAGGAGGGUACAUCAAUUUAUUGGCCUGGGCCAACAUCGCAGGGUCCUGAGAAGCACACAAGUCACUUAUUAAAUAACUGUCUGAACACAUGGUGGACUAAUGACAGUGGUUUAGAUGACGGUACAUGUUUUAGCCUUUAAAUGUUUCUAUAUGUAGCUCAUGGUUUAGGGGGGAGUGCUUCACCUGUAACCAUGGAUGUUGUAAAGCUGAUGUGAUGGACAGGCGGAGGGAAGGAUCAACCACCAACAACUUCCUCACCAUGUCCUUGGCUGGAACACAAAGUCCAGUUUAAAUGAUGCGCGCACACCAUCACACAGCCCCCUUUAAGAGUGCGUCAAGUGUGACAUCCAGGGAUUGCAUAAUUCAAUGGAGAUUAACUAUGCCUGUGACCUCAAGAGGGAUACCCAUACAUCUUUAAAUCUA
Molecule: messenger RNA, 1983 nt
Organism: Gadus macrocephalus (Pacific cod)
Lineage: Eukaryota; Metazoa; Chordata; Actinopteri; Gadiformes; Gadidae
Gene: gstt2
Product: glutathione S-transferase theta 2
Exons: 5
Coding region: 148-837 (229 amino acids)
Biological process (GO): glutathione metabolic process
Cellular component (GO): cytoplasm
Molecular function (GO): glutathione transferase activity
Source: RefSeq, a predicted model, not a curated record